Nerophis lumbriciformis (worm pipefish) is the source of this 3299-nucleotide messenger RNA. The record is from RefSeq and is a predicted model, not a curated record. Lineage: Eukaryota; Metazoa; Chordata; Actinopteri; Syngnathiformes; Syngnathidae.
UACGCGACGGAUUAUCGACAACGACAGCAACUUGUUUUUGUGGCAAGGUCUGUAAGAACCUGAGAGGCCUGAGGAUCCACCAGACCAGGAUGGGCUGCAUAAGGAGAAAGCAAGCUGAGCAACGCACAGAGCCAGUGCCUAGUACUGACCCUGGUGAGACGGAGGAGGAGCAGGAACCGGAGUCACCCCACAGUGUCCAGAACCUCCAUGCUCAACAUGCUGUACCCGGCAAACCAUCUGAACAGCGCCGGGUCUUAUGGCCUGCUGCAAACAAGGAAUCUGAAUGGCGACAGUUUGACGAGGAUGUUGAUGCUACCCUUGAUGCAGCAUGCAGAGGGGAAGUUGAUCGGCGACUGCAGCUGAUGAGUACACUGAUCAUCAGCAUGGGUGCUGAGAGAUUUGGCAUCAAACAACCCAAGGCUCAGAACAUCGCCAGGCCAAACCGGCGGGAGACCAAGAUCGCCCAGCUCAGGAAAGAAUUGAAGGCCUUAAAACAUCAGUAUAAGAGGGAGAGUGAGGAGGAAAGACCAGCCCUGUCAGAGCUCAGGGACAUCCUGAAGCAGAAGCUCAUCUCUCUCCGACGUGCUGAGGGACAUAGGAGAAGGGGCAGAGAGAGGGCGCGCAAGCGCACUGCCUUCAUAGCAAACCCUUUUGGAUUUACGAAACAGCUGCUGGGGCAGAAGCGGAGCGGCACCCUUGUCUGCUCUGAAGAGGAGAUCAAUCAGCACCUCAGUAACACAUACAGCGACAGUAGGAGAGAAGAAGAUCUGCCCCCCUGCAGAGGGCUACCCACACCAUCAGAACCCUCCUUUCAGUUUAACAUCAAAGAGCCCACCUUGGCAGAAGUCAGGGACACCGUCCGAGCCGCAAGGACCAGCGCAGCCCCAGGCCCGAGUGGAGUGCCAUACAAAGUCUACAAGCAUUGCCCGAGACUCCUGGAGAGGCUGUGGAGACUCAUCAGGGUAGUAUGGCGGAGGGGGAAGGCAGCCAAGCAGUGGCGCCAUGCAGAGGGUGUCUGGAUACCAAAGGAGGAGAAUGCAAGUGACAUCACGCAGUUCCGUACCAUCUCCCUGCUCAGCGUGGAAGGCAAGAUCUUUUUCAAGAUUCUUGCCAACAGGUUGACAGAGUACCUCCUGAGGAAUUCGUACAUCGACACCACAGUGCAGAAGGGAGGAGUCCCAGGCAUGCCAGGCUGCUUGGAACACACAGGAGUGGUUACCCAGCUGAUCCGGGAGGCAAGGGAAAAUCAAGGAGACCUGGCUGUCCUUUGGCUUGACCUUGCCAAUGCCUAUGGAUCCAUUCCACACAAGCUCGUGACAACAGCCUUGACGACACAUCAUGUUCCAGAGAAGAUCACUGAACUCAUACGAGACUACUACAGUAGUUUCAAUCUGAGAUUCACCUCUGGAGCAAUAACAUCUGCAUGGCACCGCCUGGAGAAGGGCAUCAUCACAGGGUGCACCAUAUCAGUGGCACUGUUCGCCCUAGCGAUGAACAUGCUGGUCAAGGCAGCAGAAGUGGAAUGCAGGGGUCCGAAGUCCAGUUCCGGCAUUCGCCAACCUCCGAUCCGAGCCUUCAUGGAUGAUCUGACUGUCACAACAACAUCAGUGACAGGGUGUCGGUGGCUCCUCCGCGGACUGGAAAGGAUCAUCACAUGGGCGAGAAUGAUGUUCAAGCCAGCCAAGUCCAGGUCCCUGGUUUUGAGGAAGGGGAGAGUGGAGGACAAACACCGCUUCAGCCUGGAUGGAGUCCCCAUACCAUCAGUGUCAGAGAAGCCUGUGAAGAGUCUGGGGAAGAUUUUUGACAGCACCCUGAAGGACAAGGCAGCAGUGCAGUCAGCCCAUGUGGAGCUGAAGACCUGGCUAUCAGCAGUGGACAAGUCGGGCCUCCCCGGGAAGUUCAAGGCUUGGAUAUACCAACAUGGCAUCCUGCCGAGAAUCCUUUGGCCACUGCUCAUCUACGAAGUCCCAGUAACCAUUGUGGAGGGCUUUGAACGCAACAUCAGCCAGCACCUGCGUAGGUGGCUGGGCUUGCCGAGGAGCCUAAGCAGCAUCGCCCUGUAUGGGAACACCAACAAGCUGCAACUUCCCUUCACCGGAUUGACUGAGGAGUUUAAAGUCACCAGAGCCAGGGAGGUGUUACUUUACAGAGACUCAUCUGACACCAGAGUCUCCUCUGCUGGCAUCAAGGUCAGAACUGGGAGGAAGUGGAAGGCACAGGAGGCCGUUGACCAGGCAGAAGCAAGGCUGAGACAUGGCGUCUUAGUAGGUGCUGUGGCGGUCGGUCGAGCUGGGCUGGGUAGCCAUACAAGACCACGCUACGACAAAGCCCAGGGUCGAGAGAGACGGCUGAUGGUGCAGGGAGAGAUCCGUGCAGAGGUUGAGGAGGAACGCCGGAGCAAGACAGUGGCCAUGCGCCUGCAAGGAGCCUGGACAAAUUGGGACCACGCAUCUACCCGGAAGAUCACCUGGACAGAACUUUGGAAGUCAGAACCAGCAAGACUCAAGUUCCUGAUCCAGUCAGUGUAUGAUGUCCUCCCAAGUCCAUCCAAUCUUCAUUGCUGGGGGCUAGUAGAAACACCUGAAUGUCCACUGUGCAAGGCACGGGGUUCCCUGGAGCACAUCCUGAGCUGCUGCCCUAAAGCCCUGGGAGAGGGGAGGUACACUUGGCGCCACGACCAGGUGCUGAAGGCAGUAGCAGACACCAUUGGCACUGGAAUCCAGCAGAACAAACAUCAGCUCCCAGUCAGACAUAACAUCUCCUUCGUCAAGGCAGGGGACAAACCACAGGCUGGAUUUAAGGCCCCAACCGGACUGCUAGCCACAGCCCAUGACUGGCAGCUUCAGGUGGAUCUCGGCAGACAGCUGAAGUUUCCAGAGCGCAUAGCAAGGACAUCGCUGAGGCCAGACCUUGUCUUAACUUCUGACUCAACGAAGCAAGUUGUGCUGCUGGAACUUACAGUCCCCUGGGAAGACCGGAUGGAGGAGGCCCAUGAGCAAAAGAAGGCCAAAUACCUUGAGCUGGUCGAGACAUGCAGAGAGAGCGGCUGGAGGACCCGCUGUGAGCCUAUAGAAGUGGGCUGCAGGGGCUUUCUAGGGCAAUCUGUGCAUCAAGCAUUCAGACUUCUUGGAAUCAGAGGGUUGCUGGAGAGAAAAGCCACCAGAAAUAUCAGUGAGGCUGCUGAGAAAGCCUCAAGGUGGUUGUGGAUCAAGAGGGGAGACAGAUGGAGUAGUUCGCUGCUUGGACACAAGCCGGGGCCUGAUCAGCCCCGGUUGGGUCGCCCAGGCGAGGGUGUAUAG